Messenger RNA from Anopheles marshallii, 855 nucleotides. RefSeq lists its product as uncharacterized. The transcript has a single exon. NCBI's taxonomy places the organism in Eukaryota, Metazoa, Arthropoda, Insecta, Diptera, Culicidae. The coding region runs from base 1 to 855 and encodes 284 amino acids. The record is from RefSeq and is a predicted model, not a curated record.
AUGCGCGUGUGUUUUGACGGGCUGUGCUUCGCGUCACGGCGCCCGGCCGUCGAGCAGGAGACGCAGACGGUCUUGUGCGGCGCAACCGCACUCGACGCCCAGCAGCUCGGCCGGCUGCUGAAGUACACGAACUUCGCGUCUCCCGCCGCACCACCCGUUGCCGCUGCGCCACGAUUCGGUGACGUACUGACAUCGGUUCCGGCCGCGAAGAAGACUGCCGCGUCGUCCGCGUCGGUUGCAGCGACCGCAUCAGUCAACGCGCACGGUUUCGCGAGUGCAGAUCGUUUGUCGCGGCAUAGCAGCAGUAGGUGCGAACAGUCCGCGACCGCGAGUGUUCCACGCGACCGCAACGAUCGCGACGACGAGAUGAGUGACCAGAGCGCGUCGGCGGCCACGGUGCCGACGAACGCGUCUGAUACCGUCAACAACAAUCUGGACGCGGGCACAGUGAACAGCUACAAGCAGCUGGCGCAGCUGCAAGGUGACCAGCAAGUCCAGGGCAUCCUGCAGAACCUGUUCAUUGGCGAUGGGGACGCGCUGGGGCUGUCGCCACAGGUCCAGGAGCUGCUCAAGGUCGUCCAGGCGAAGGACAUUCGCAUCCGUGAGCUGGAAGAUCUGUUGCGUCAGAAGCACGAUGAGGUAGCGGAGUUGCGCAGCCACCUCGACAAGUUCCAGAGUGUGUUCCGAACGGGCGGCGGUGCGACGGGGGUGUCUCCCGGUGGUCGUAAGCUCGGCACACACGGAGGAGUCCAGAGACAGCGUGCUCAGGGCAUUUCGGCCGAACCUCAGAGUGAGAGCUCUGUGCUGGAGCUGAUGCACGUCACGUUCCCGAAGUAUGAUAAGGAAGAAAGGUAA